GGUGUUCAUUUAAGUAGUCCAAGCCCUUCACUCGAGUGAGCUCAAUAAGUUGCAACACCGCGAAAAAUCUGUGAUUUAAAUCGAUACUAAACAGACACUGUGGUAUCGAAUUGCCAUAUUGUUGCCGAGAAGACAGUAUACGACUCGCUGCUUCCACACGCUGACGAAACGAGGUUUGACCCGCGCAGACCCAUCUCUUUCACUAACAUUCUAAAGAGAUCACCAUAAGAUGGCCUUAUCGAUUCCUAGACGAAUAAAUAACUAUUGGCUGGAAGAUUGUCUAGGAUCGGGAUACUCAGGAUCGAUAUUUAGAGCAUGUCACAUAUAUACAGGACAAAGGGUAGCAAUCAAACUUCAAAACGUGGAUCACGAGUGUCCAACAAACCGAUAUGAGCGAGCUUUCUAUCCUAUGCUACAAGGCGGAGAGGGCAUGCCUACUCUAUGGGCCGCGGGGGUAGAGGGAAUAUGGGAUUUCCUCGUCAUAGAUCUGUUGGGACCCAGCUUGGAUAGCUUAUUCAGGAAGAGCGGGAAGAAUAAGAUGGAUCUUCGAAGUGUAUGUAGCAUUGCAAUACAACUCAUAUCGCGAUUGCAAAUAAUGCACACCAGAGGUGUUCUACACCGCGAUAUUCAACUUGGCAACUGUGCCAUCGGACUUUCGGCAAAUAAUAAGACGAUCUACAUGAUUGAUUUUGGAUUUUCUAAGCAAUAUAUCGACCCUCAUACCCGUCGACAUAUCCCUGACAGUAAAGCAAAACGGGACUUCUUAGGAAAUUACUGGUUUACAUCUGUUGGCGUCCAUUGUAAAGGCAAGGUGCCCUCACGUCGGGACGACCUUGAGGCGGCGGCAUUAAUGUUAAUACAUUUGCUUACUCCCGGGGGGCUAUCGUGGACACGGAACGGUGUCCCAAAGACUGAUGCGCAGCACGACCGGAUUAAGCGCGAUAAGUUGACCGCACGACCAGAGGAUCUAUGUCGGGGCAUCCCUGCAGAAUUUGAGGAAUUCCUACGUUACUGUAGGAGAUUAAAAUUUGCUGAUUGUCCCGACUACGACCAUUGGAAAGAUGAAUUCAAAGAGCUUGCAAAUGAGCAUGGAUUUUCUGAUAUUGAUGAUUUCGUAUGGCCUCCUCCUCCGCCCAAGGUGAAGUCGCAGAUAACAGCUCUCCAUCAACCUAAACCAGGCCCAGCACCAUAUAAUAAUGCACCCAACAUGGAAGAAGUACUCAAUGGUCUCGCCAAACUCAAUCUCAAGGAGAGACCAGUACUGGGCGAUCAGACGAACACGCUUGUUGCACUACGAAAGGAAUACGGCGCGUUGCAAAAACCUGUUAAGACAGCCGUGAUUGAAAUUAGUAGUGACUCGGACGACAGCGCUGAUCAUCCAACGAACAUACCUCCACCCCCGAAUCGCUUCAGUAAAGCCACACAGCUCCAUAAUCUAGCAGCAUCAGCACACAAAGCGACAGACAAUCGGACUCUAUCGAUGAUUGUCACCGACUUUGUGGCAUGCCUGCAAUCAACCCGUUCGCGGAUGCUCACGAAAGAAGGAUUUCAGUUUUUGGACACACUGUACAAGCAGCUGGCCGACCCUUCGGUGUUUGCCGUACCACUGCGGACUUCUCGAACACGCAGUACAAAUCAGGAUGUGUUCCAGCCUCCAGCACGACAUGUGAAGCUAGGAGCUCUUAUAACUCUGCGGCGAGAAGUGACUACUGCACCAAAUAACAGGGCACUUGCGAAGAUGGUAGCUGACUUUGGAACUGUUACGAAUAAAAGCAGUGGACGAACCAUCACAAAAGAUGGCAUUGCUUUUCUAGAAGGACUGGCUGAGCGAUUGAAAGCACUGAAUUAGGGUGGUUCGGUGAUAGAUACUUACGAGACCGAGCUGUCACAGAGUAGUAGAGAAUGGUAUUCUGCUCAUUAUCUUGCUUAACAUUUGUACGAUCUAU
Molecule: messenger RNA, 1946 nt
Organism: Serpula lacrymans var. lacrymans S7.9
Lineage: Eukaryota; Fungi; Basidiomycota; Agaricomycetes; Boletales; Serpulaceae
Exons: 5
Coding region: 230-1849 (539 amino acids)
Biological process (GO): signal transduction; endocytosis; peptidyl-serine phosphorylation
Cellular component (GO): nucleus; cytoplasm
Molecular function (GO): ATP binding; protein serine/threonine kinase activity
Source: RefSeq, a predicted model, not a curated record